GCGCCGUUUUCCGUACUUUGGACGUAAGCGGGGUUGGAGUGCCGUGCGCAGUGUGGCUAUCGCGAUACGUGGGUGACCGCGACGCCAUCCUACCUGCUCGUUGGCUGCGUAGUCUGCCAAGCGAGCAACACGCCCGUGGGUGAGAAGCGAGAAGGGGGUUCCUUCACCCCGCUCCCCCCGGAGAGCCUAGCGUCGCCGCGCAUCGAGGGUGAGGGUCUCCCGUGUGUUGAUUUAAGUAUCAAGAUGGACUGGUCUGGAAAACACAAUGGUCCAAAUGAUACAUCUAGUGAUGGAACAGUACGACUUCGUGGACUGCCAUUUGGUUGCAGCAAAGAGGAGAUUGUUCAGUUCUUUCAAGGGUUGGAAAUCGUGCCAAAUGGGAUAACAUUGACGCUGGACUACCAGGGGAGAAGCACAGGGGAGGCCUUCGUGCAGUUUGCUUCAAAGGAGAUAGCAGAAAAUGCUCUGGGGAAACACAAGGAAAGAAUAGGGCACAGGUAUAUCGAAAUCUUCAAAAGUAGCAAGAGUGAAAUCAGAGGAUUCUAUGACCCACCGAGAAGAAUGAUGGGACAACAACGACCUGGACCAUAUGAUAGACCAUUAGGAGGAAGAGGGGGUUAUUAUGGAGCUGGGCGUGGAAGUAUGUAUGACAGAAUGCGUCGAGGAGGUGGUGGAUAUGACGGUGGAUAUGGUGGCUUUGAUGAUUAUGGUGGCUAUAAUAACUAUGGCUAUGGAAAUGAUGGCUAUGAUGACAGAAUGAGAGAUGGGAGAGGUAUGGGAGGACAUGGCUAUGGUGGAGCUGGAGAUGCAAGUUCAGGUUUCCAUGGUGGUCACUUUGUUCAUAUGAGAGGGCUGCCUUUUCGAGCUACAGAAAAUGAUAUUGCUAAUUUUUUCUCGCCACUGAAUCCUAUAAGAGUUCACAUUGACAUUGGAGCAGAUGGAAGAGCAACAGGAGAAGCAGACGUGGAGUUUGUAACACAUGAAGAUGCAGUAGCUGCCAUGUCUAAAGAUAAAAAUAACAUGCAACAUCGAUACAUUGAACUGUUUCUGAAUUCAACUGCUGGAGGCGGCUCCGGAAUGGGAGGCUAUGGCAGAGAUGGAAUGGAUCAAGGAGGUUAUGGCUCUGUUGGCAGAAUGGGAAUGGGUAGCAAUUACAGUGGAGGAUAUGGUACUCCUGAUGGCUUAGGUGGAUAUGGCCGUGGAAGUGGAAAUAGUGGUGGAUACUAUGGGCAAGGCAGUAUGGGUGGAGGUGGAUGGCGUGGAAUGUAUUGAAGAAUGACCUUGCUUCUACAAAAUAUCCUGGAAGAAACAGUAUCUGGUCUACUAGACUUUCUUACAAAUUUAAUUUCUUUUGUAUUUUAAGAACUUUAUAAUGACUGAAGGAAUGUGUUUUCACAAUAUUAUUUGGUAAGCAACAGAUUGUGAUGGGAAAAUCUGUUUUUUCUGUAGGUUUUAUUUGUUGCAUACUCUGACUUUAAAUAAAUUUUUAUAUUCAAACCACUGAUGUUGAUACUUUUUAUACUAGCUACUCCUACUCCUAAGGAUGUAUUGCAUAUUCAAGAAUGCAUUUGGUUUAAAAUGUACUGUUGGUUUAUUAAAGGUGGUUGUACUGUAACUUCUCUGUAAACAUGGUAUAAUUGAAACUUAAAGAUACACUUGUUAAAAGGAAUGAUAGAAAAGUAGACUAGUUUGGUUUUCAUUAUAGCCUAUUCAAAUUGGCUUUCAAAUAUACUAUUAAAAAUCCCACAACAGGUAUAAGUAUAGAGGCUAAAAGUUACAAAUUUUGCUUCCUUGUUUUUCAUGUCAUUUCUUUAUCUUCGAUGUACAAUUGCUUAGGUUAAUUAGUGUCUGAUCUAUAGCCAUAAAAUGGACAACUUUACUCAAUCUGCUGAUCCUUGUGCUAAUAAAAUAUUAGCACAAGUUUCACACUUAGUGAUCAAAAUCUGUUUACAAACCAAUUUGUCUAGUUCGACUACCUUCAAACAAUACUAAUCCAUAUUGACAGGACACAAAACAGGGUGGAGUACUAGUUAUGCAGUAUACUUAAUACCCAAAACAUGUCAGAACAUUAAAAGGCAUUUUAAGUCCUAUUUUAAUGGUCUCAUUUAUCUGAGUCUGACUAAGCUUUAUUACUGAAAUAGAUUACCACAUCUUGAAUAGAUGCAGGCUGUCAACCCGACCACAUCUUGGUAAUGUUUUCGUGCAUUUGUGACAUGUAAGAUGUUUGGAACCAUAUUGUUUGAAGAUACUAACAUACCUGAUGUAUAAUGAAGAAAAAGGUAUUUCAUAAUUUGCAGCCACCAUGCUCUUCCAAAUUUUAAAUGCUUGUUCUCAAAUACCUCCCUCUAAUUUGUCAAAUGUGAUUUUUGGUUAUUGAAAGUUUGUCACCUGUUUUUGCUAGUAAUGUGUUUGUAAUAAAUGUCUUAUUGUGGGA
Molecule: messenger RNA, 2434 nt
Organism: Pelodiscus sinensis (Chinese soft-shelled turtle)
Lineage: Eukaryota; Metazoa; Chordata; Testudines; Trionychidae
Gene: HNRNPH3
Product: heterogeneous nuclear ribonucleoprotein H3
Molecular function (GO): RNA binding
Source: RefSeq, a predicted model, not a curated record